AGAAAUGAUUUUGCAUUAAGGCAAGGAGGUAGUAGUAGGAAGGCAGAAAAUGAAGCAUGCCAACUCCGAAAUUUCAUCGUUUAAAUUCUAUAUCCAGACGCGCCUGUGAGUGUGAUGGCGACUUUGAUGUAUAUUUGACAGUUCUAAGACAGAUCAUCCACAUUUGGCGCCAAAGAAAGGGUCGCUACGUCGUCUCAAACAUGCUGCGUAAUUAUACUGGUAAACAUAGCUUUAUUAAUUGACUAAAAAAGGAAUGAAUGACGCACAAUACAUAUCGAUAAAAUAAGACAUCCACUUCGU
Plasmopara halstedii is the source of this 300-nucleotide messenger RNA. RefSeq lists its product as uncharacterized. The transcript has a single exon. The record is from RefSeq and is a predicted model, not a curated record. NCBI's taxonomy places the organism in Eukaryota, Oomycota, Peronosporomycetes, Peronosporales, Peronosporaceae. Bases 57 to 242 code for a protein of 61 amino acids.